AUGGCUCAAACCUGGGCGGUUCUGGCUGCACUCUUUUUCUUGUUAAUCACCCUGGSUCAAACCCCAGCUUAUAACAUAGUGAAUGUGGAGGCUGGUCAUGAGGCUGUGUUGAGUAGCCCUUUCCUAAUCAAACAACCUUUGCUAAUGGUAACAUGGAAGACGAAAUUCAGCACUUACUGCUUGUUGGCCUACAGAUAUGAUACCAAUGAGACAAGAAAUUUGAACUGCAGUGAGAGGAUGACAUGGAAAUAUUCACCUGACAGUAACCCAGCUCUUCGGAUUUAUCCUGUCAACCUUGGUGAUGAGGGGAAUUACACUUGUGAAAUUGUCAACAGUGAGGGCAAUUUUCUUUUUCUUUAUUCUCUGUCUGUGAUAGUCCCUCCUACAGUGACUAUGACCACUGACAAUGGUGGGGUGGUGAUUUGUCAAGCCUCUGCAGGAAAGCCAGCUGCAGAAAUCUCCUGGGUACCGGMAAAUAACCACAGCACUGAGAAAGAAGUUCAUCAUCUCAAUGGAACAGUAACCAGAGUGAGCUCUGUAGACUGGAACAGCAACAUGAAUCCCACCGUGACCUGCCGCGUUACCCAUCCAGCCACCAACAAGACUCUGUCCCUAGAUCUAUUGUAUGCUUCCCUCAGUCUUCACUAUCUCGUGACAGUAGGAUCUGCGAGUGUUGCUGCUGCCAUUGGUAUUGGUGUGAUUUUAUGCUUGAUUUUCAGGUGCAAGGAUUAUUUCCCCCACAAAGUAUAUAAAUUGCAGAUAUUUCAUGAAUYGGGUACAAAUCAAAAGAGGGUUGGCAAGAAGGGACAAUCAGAGAAGGACAGAGAGGGCAGGACUAAGAACUUCAACCCAGCACCACAGUAUGAUGAUAUACACGCAGCUGAUCUUUCUAUUGAAUCGGAGAGUAUCUAUCAGAACUACAAGAGAACUAUGGGUAUGAACUCAUAACAGUGGAGGCACAAGCAGCCCAGUAUGAACUCAGCUACUAGUGAUAGGCAAUUACCUGAAUUUGGUCUUGAAAAAACUAAUUCAGACUUUGGUGCAAAGCAGGACAUCCAGCUGAGACUGGAAGAUAGCUGGGAAGAGCAAGGUGUUUUAGUAACUUAUUUCUCUUUUCUUCUAAAUACAGCUCUUGAAACUGGAAGUUUUAAAGGCUGGGUUGGAGAAAUGCACAUUUGA
Molecule: messenger RNA, 1179 nt
Organism: Nothoprocta perdicaria
Lineage: Eukaryota; Metazoa; Chordata; Aves; Tinamiformes; Tinamidae
Product: cell surface glycoprotein CD200 receptor 1-A-like
Biological process (GO): regulation of neuroinflammatory response
Cellular component (GO): external side of plasma membrane
Molecular function (GO): signaling receptor activity
Source: RefSeq, a predicted model, not a curated record